Jaculus jaculus (lesser Egyptian jerboa) is the source of this 2862-nucleotide messenger RNA. RefSeq names its product shisa family member 2 (gene Shisa2). Bases 486 to 1403 code for a protein of 305 amino acids. The record is from RefSeq and is a predicted model, not a curated record. The transcript is spliced from 2 exons. Gene Ontology annotation, biological process: negative regulation of fibroblast growth factor receptor signaling pathway; negative regulation of Wnt signaling pathway. Lineage: Eukaryota; Metazoa; Chordata; Mammalia; Rodentia; Dipodidae. Gene Ontology annotation, cellular component: endoplasmic reticulum.
UCGCCGCCGCCGCCGUUAGCGAGUAAAAGGGGAGGAGACGCCCCCCUCGUCGUCGUCGCGCGCGGAAGGCUUUAAAGCUCGGCAGCGAGCUGCCCCUGGAUCCUCCUCGGCGGCGCGUCCGGCGGUCCUCUGCUCUUUGAGCAUCCCCCCCCUCGGGGGAUGCGCGGGGACGAUCCCAUCGCAGGCGAAGCCCCCCAGGGGAGACGGGACGGCAGCCCCGGAGACCCCUGCCGCGAGAGUUCCAUCUGCGUGUGUUCCUGUGAAGGCAGAGCUCAGCUGAGAACCGGGCCCCGGUAGAGGACGGGAGGACUUAGCCAGCCCCUGGCCGGUGGGAGGCCUCGGCCGAGGGGAGUGGCCCCGUGCGCCAAGUGCGGGUCCGGACACGGUCGAGCUAGGAGUAGUGCCCGGGGUGGCGGGCAGCCACCGCUUCUUGGUACCCGAUCUGCAUCCCCGGGAGACACAUCACCGGCGUCCAGGGUAGUGCCAUGUGGGGCGGACGCCGCUCGCCCUCCUCCUCCUCCUCCUCCGCCGCCGCCGCCGCCGCCUCCUCGCGGAACUCGGCUUCGCUCCUGCAGCUGCUGCUGGCCGCGCUGCUGGCGGCGGGGGCUCGGGCCAGCGGCGAGUACUGCCACGGCUGGCUGGACGCGCAGGGCGUCUGGCGCAUCGGCUUCCAGUGCCCCGAGCGCUUCGACGGCGGCGACGCCACCAUCUGCUGCGGCAGCUGCGCCUUGCGCUACUGCUGCUCCAGCGCCGAGGCGCGCCUGGACCAGGGCGGCUGUGACAACGACCGCCUGCAGGGCGCCGGAGAGCCGGGCCGGGCGGACAAAGACGGCCCCGACGGCUCAGCAGUCCCCAUCUACGUGCCGUUCCUCAUCGUCGGCUCGGUGUUUGUCGCCUUUAUCAUCCUUGGGUCCCUGGUGGCCGCCUGUUGCUGCAGAUGUCUCCGGCCAAAGCAGGAUCCCCAGCAGAGCCGAGCACCUGGAGGCAACCGCCUGAUGGAGACCAUCCCCAUGAUCCCCAGCGCCAGCACCUCCCGAGGGUCAUCCUCCCGCCAGUCCAGCACAGCUGCCAGCUCCAGCUCCAGCGCCAACUCAGGGGCCAGAGCGCCCCCAACCAGGUCACAGACCAACUGCUGCUUGCCCGAAGGGACCAUGAACAACGUGUACGUCAACAUGCCCACAAAUUUCUCGGUGCUCAACUGUCAGCAGGCCACCCAGAUCGUGCCACAUCAGGGGCAGUACCUGCACCCUCCAUAUGUGGGUUACACCGUGCAGCAUGACUCUGUGCCCAUGACGCCUGUGCCCCCUUUCAUAGACAGUCUGCAGCCUGGCUACAGGCAGGUCCCGCCCUCCUUUGCCCACACUAACAGUGAACAGAAGAUGUACCCUGCAGUGACUGUAUAGCUUUCUGGUCACCAGCGGGACUCCCUUAUGAAUGGAGGAAAACUGGGCUAGAUCCUUGAGGCAGAAGUGUGGGAGUGUUGGUGGUGUGUUUAUGCACUGUUCUCCUGACUUCACUCGCUCCUAAAUUGUACGAGGACAUCUCUCUCCAAGCCACAUUGCUGCAUCCCUGUGAUUCAUGAUGGAAAAACACGUCCACUGGUGUAGCCACCUGUGUUGUGGCAAAUCCUUGAGCCCCAAGUGCCCUUGAAGUGUGGUUGUCAGAAGAAGUUUAUAAUCUGAUAGCAUAAGGGAUUUUAUUAUGCCAUUGUUAUUAGUUCUCUUUUAUUUUCAGCUGUUAUCUCCCUUCUACCUGGCCUGUUAUUUUAAUCAGCUUUCAAGGCUGAAAGGAAGAUGUAAAUAACAUAAUUAUUAUAAAAAAAAAUCUUGAGCUGUCAGAGAUUAGCCAUCAGUCUCAGGCACAUCAUAAUUUCAUUGUAAAAAGAUACAGUUUGUCUAUUUUUUUUGUGCCUUUUGGCAUUUUGUGCUUUUUUUUUUAAACCUCAUGUAGAGAUGUUAUUACAAACUGAUUUUCUGCUCUAAAAAGAGUCUGAAAGAAAUUGUAUAGAUACUUGACUAAUAUUUCCAAGUUUGGGGAUUAUUUUAGUCUUGAAGUAGAGAAUAGUAUCAUAGUUGAACCAUUCAUCCCCUUCUUGAUGGUACCUUUUAAAUUUCUGGCUUUAAGGUGACAUCUGCGAAGUAAUAAGAUAUUUUUAAUAUUGAAGCCAUGUACUACCACAGGCUGCUCUUCAGGUCACUUAAUUUUGCCAAGUAAUAUGUCUGGGGCUUCAUUCUGAUUGGUUUCAGAUCUCCUCAUCUACAUAAUACCAAGGUAGGAUUUACCAAGGUAUAGAUGAGUAUCAGUAUCUUUCUCCCGAUCUGAUAAAAGCAUGUUCUUGUUUUAGUUACAAAAAUACAAAGAACUGUGUUACUAAGAUUCUUAGUGUAGCUCUCAGCCAUUCCAAUAGACAUGGGGUGGAAUUUAAACCCAGACAUGAAUUACUUUGCAAAUCAAGGCUUUUUAUACUCUUUGUUUUUAUCAAAAUGGCUAAUUUUUCAAGCAGUAGGGACUACGAAAUCAAGAGAAAAACUUUUCAGAGAGAUUCUUGCCUUUCCUGUUCUUGCUCUUCAGUCAGUCCUCAAGGAGCACUGUGUUCGUUGACAGUGCCUUAAGUUACCAAAGUCCAACCCUAACCCUACUCCUUAUUCAAAAUGUGCACUGAUUGCUUAUUAAAAAUCUUUAGAUAUGUACAAAUAAAUUUCCAACUGCUAGCAAAACCCAAAUUUGUAAUUAAAUUAUUGUAAAGUUUGGAAUUUUUCACACUUGUAUUUGACAGCGAUCUACUAUUAGGUCUGUCAUCUAGCUGCCGUCUCAUGAUGACAAUAAAUAAUGUUAAGCCACUGUUGGCAAUUGGUAUCAACA